Messenger RNA from Cuscuta epithymum, 1100 nucleotides. The record is from the annotation of a GenBank genome assembly. NCBI's taxonomy places the organism in Eukaryota, Viridiplantae, Streptophyta, Magnoliopsida, Solanales, Convolvulaceae.
GAGGGCCUAACUCAAAUGACAUGUCAAACGAACUCUGAUUGGGGCGAAGUUCUGGCAGCAACUUCCUAACUAAUGGGGCUAGAUGCUGUCCAGUUUAUUCUAUAAUCCGAGGUCUGUAAGUUUUGUUUUGAGCAUGGUUUGUUUACCAUAAGUUCAUGGUUUUUACUUGCAGGAUUAUUUUUUCAUGAGCUGAACUUUCUACACACAAUAUGCUUGAUCUUUUUUAAAAAAAAAACUCCCAAAUUUAAACCCAUUUACUAACUAUGACAAGUUUAAACUCAUAUACUCAAUGUGUAUAUGUUUGCUUCUUAAGCUUUUGUCAUCACUCUUUUUUUACUCCAUCUACAUUCAAUUGUAGCAAACUAGUUACACCUCCCUAUUACAAUAAACGUUUCCCAUCCAAAGUCUUGAUUUUAGUUGCCAUUUUCAGGGUUACAAUGAAACAAGCUACAAAGCUAACAAUAACUAUUGUGUCAUUCUUAGGAGUAAAACUCCAACACAGUUUGUCUUUUUGCCCUGUGUACUGCCCUUCCACAAUUGGUUACACAGUCAUCAAGCUUCCAGAAUGCAUGCCUCUGUGGAUAGAGCCUCAAUGUUCAGUUCAACAUCAUCAUCUUUGACAUCAUUCCCUCGCUUUAUAAUUUCAAACAACUAGUUUGUCUUCUCAUCAGGUAAAUUCUAUAAACUCAACACCCUAGAUUGAAGUUUAAGUUUUUCCUUCAUACUAAUCUCCCUCUUGGUUGGAUCUCUAGCACUCAACUUUUGCUCUUUCCCACUUGCAACUAUCUCUAGAAUCAGUGGCUCCAUAUGAGACUGUGGACGGAUUUGAGGCCGUGGAAAUGAAUAUGUUGAUGCAGUGGAUUAGAUUUGCAUAUGUCUCACCUCUUUAAACCUGCGGUCCUGGAGACUGGAGUAGUGACAAAGAAUAACAAGAUCCACUCGCCAAGCUGUUAUACUCACGCCUGGAUUUCGAGGAAAAAGAGCUCGCCAUUUUUUUGGGAUAGAAGCUUGCUAGGGUUUUUCUUCUCCAGUGGUUCUUAAAGCUUCAUUCAUCUGCAGAAAAUCAAAAGCAAAGAGAUAAGUGAUCAUAUAGAUUUAUU